AUGGAAAACAAUGCCGUUGAUAUCAUAUCAGGUCUUAAUGGAGAAGGUGUCAACUCACCUACUUAUGUAACACCUGGCAUCACCGGUAGUGGCUAUGCUUUGAAGCUCAUCAGUAGUAGUAAUCAAUACAUAACAAUAUCAACCUAUCAAAGUUUUGUUUCUACCAGUUUCACAAUAGAAAUGUGGAUUUAUCCUACUACAUUAAGCAGUAAUUUUUAUUAUGGACUUUUCAAUCAAUAUCAAUCAUUAACUACAGAUCACAAUCUAUAUGUUUGUCUUUAUGGUGGAAACUUGAAGAUGGGGUUUUGGUCUGAUGAUGUUGUAAGUGGAACUACAUUGUCGAUAAACACUUGGUACCACGUAGCGUUUGUGUACGAUUAUUCAUCUCGAACACAAAUUAUUUAUAUAAACGGAGUUCAAGAUAUUAGUCGUAGCUCAGCCGGACCAUACUUAGGCACAAGUGGUUCUAUUAGUAUUGGAAAUUAUUAUGAUGGUAUCAAUCAUGGAUACGACGGUUACAUUGAUCAAGUUACGCUCUACAUGAAUGCUAGAAAUGCAAGUGAUAUUCUUUCGGACGCUACUUUGACUACAUGGCAUUCAUUUGAUUGUGGAAUAUCUUAUGAUUCGGGCCCAAAUAAAAUCAAUGGGACGGCUAAUAAUGUUAUAUUAGCAUCUGGUAGAGUAGGUCAAGGAUUAAGCUUUAGUUUGCGGUCAUCUUAUUAUCAGUUAUAUGGAUUUUCCGUUCUUGGGAUCUCAAAUCAUCCAUACUCGAUAUCGUUAUGGAUUCAACGAACAUCAACCGGUGGCGGAACUCUUGUUCAUGUUUCGUCACAAACAGAUGGAGGAGGAUGGUGUCUUGAUUUUAUGGGAUUUUCUUCGAGUGGGCAAAUAGUAGGCUCUAGUUGGGACGGUGCCGUUGAAGAAGUAGUAGGUCCCGUUGUGUCAACCAAAGUCUGGACGCAUGUCGCCACUACUUUUUCAACUAUAAAUGGUGUUCGAUUGUAUGUCAAUGGAGGUUUCAUUGGUUCUACGGGUGCAAUGGCAUAUGCAGCUUCAGGAACAUCAAACACGGUGAUAUUGGGUAAUCCACGAGCAGCUGGGUGCGCUGCUAAAUCAAUUGUUUCAGGUACUUUUUAUGGCUAUUUAGAUGAAUUUCGACUAUAUUCUCGAGAACUCAGUGCCAGAGAGGUCUCUGCAUUUACUAAAGACAAAACCUGCAGUGAUGGACUUAUGAAUGGUGAUGAAACGGACACCGAUUGUGGAGGUUCAUGCGUUACAUGUGUUGCAGGUCAAAAUUGCACAUUGACAAAAGAUUGUGAUAAUGCUCAGUGUACCAAUAGUACCUGUGUAGCAUACAACACGCUGAUAGACAAUGCUGUAUGGUCAUCAACGGGCGAGACUGUGGCCGGAACUGGCUCGAACACUACUCUAUCAUUGAAUGGACCAGGUCCCAUUGUUUUUGAUCUUAACAAUAAUCUAUAUGUGAAUGAUUAUGGUAACCAUCGCGUCAUUUUGUAUCCAAGUAAUGGAGCUAUGCCAACCGUCAUCGCUGGCAAUGGGAUAGCAGGAUCGGAAAUGAAUCAACUAAAUUUACCAAACGGUAUAGAUGUGGAUAAUAAUGGAACACUAUAUAUAGCAGACUCAAGUAACCAUCGAAUUCAACAAUGGUUUCCAGGAGCGUCGAGUGCAACAACAGUGGCUGGAAUAACAGGCAGCAGUGGUUCACAUUUAAAUCAACUAAACUACCCUCAAAGCGUUGCAGUCGAUUCCGUUGGCAACAUGUACAUUUCUGAUGGAAGCAACUAUCGUGUUCUCAAAUGGCCCGUAGGUGUCUCUCAAGGCAUUGUAGUCGCUGGUAACGAAGUUACUGGCUGGUCUUUGAACAAUAUCGGUUAUGCAUCUGAUGCGAAAUUCGACUCGAGUGGUAAUAUUUAUGUACCAGACUACUAUGACGGACGCGUCCUCAAGUGGACUCCACCAUCAUUAUCAGGUAUCUUAGUCGCCGGACAAAUUGGUAGUUCCGGAUCAAAUGCAGAUCAAUUAGAUGAACCCUCGCAUGUUAUCAUCGAUUCGGCUGGAAACAUUUAUAUAUGCGAUGCCGGUAACAAUAGAAUUCAGCGAUGGGUCAAUGGAUCAUCUACGGGUUCCACAAUCGUCGGCACUGGAAUAGCUGGUCUAGACUCCAAUCAAUUAAACACUCCAUUUGGUAUCGCUUUUGAUUCGUUCAACAAUUUGUAUGUUGCGGAUGCUAACAAUAAUCGCAUCCAACGAUUUAAUUUAACACAUGCUUGAGUGAUGAUAAUAAUGAAAGAAACUUUAGAUUUCAAUUAGAAUACAACUAAUUAUAACUAUUCUUCAUAGGCUUAUCAAAAAACUUGGCGUGUGUGUGCCAAGAAAAUAGAUGGACAUCAUUUCGAAUACCACCACCCCUUUGCUUUAACACAUUUAUCUUUCUCUUGUUCUGUUUCUUUUCUCUUAUUCGCUUUCUUUCUUUUUUCUUCUGCUUCUUUAAUAUUGCCCGUUCAGACAAGAACAAUGAAUAGGAAGGUUGCUUUGAAAUGUAAUAAAAAGGAUUAGUCCAAAUUAUGUUUAGAUACUCGAAGACGUAAUACAGUAUGAACCAUGAGCUCAGUAAAGAAGCAAUAAGAAUUAUUUUGUUUUUGCUUGCUAUUAUAUUUUUGUCUUUUAUUAUUCAAUAAACGUCAUAUAUUCCUGAAAUAUCUACCUUACUCAUAAUUCCGUAACAG
This is a messenger RNA of Adineta steineri, 2747 nucleotides long. NCBI's taxonomy places the organism in Eukaryota, Metazoa, Rotifera, Eurotatoria, Adinetida, Adinetidae. The record is from the annotation of a GenBank genome assembly.